Molecule: messenger RNA, 3406 nt
Organism: Haplochromis burtoni (Burton's mouthbrooder)
Lineage: Eukaryota; Metazoa; Chordata; Actinopteri; Cichliformes; Cichlidae
Gene: afg3l1
Product: AFG3-like AAA ATPase 1
Exons: 16
Coding region: 140-2425 (761 amino acids)
Biological process (GO): protein-containing complex assembly; mitochondrial protein processing
Cellular component (GO): m-AAA complex; membrane
Molecular function (GO): ATP-dependent peptidase activity; ATP hydrolysis activity; metalloendopeptidase activity
Source: RefSeq, a predicted model, not a curated record
CUCCGGUUGACAUCUCACGCUGUUACUUAAUAACACUUGCAGGCGUUACAUGAAGGAUCCCAGGGACAGAAGUAAGACCAACUAAAUAAAAAAAGUUGUGUUUUGUGGCCUGAAAAUCUGGGUACGCGGCACAGCGGGGAUGUCUCGGCUACUGAGGCUUCUCUCGGCGGCCGCUCUGCCUUUCUGCCGUGCUGGAGGAGCCCGGGCCAGGCUGUCAGCUGUGACCGCAGGACAGCUCUUCAGAGCCGGAUACAGAAACUCCACCGGCCCGAACAUAACUCGGACUCCAGCUAACUUCCUGUCCUGUCGCAGAUUCCAGUUAGCUCAGCGACGACUCUACACCACAGAGCCCAAAGAUGGAAAAAAAGGACCAACUGGAGGAGGAGGAGGGAAGAGAGGAGGAGGAAAGGACUGGUGGAGGCGAAUGCAGAAGGGCGACUUCCCCUGGGAUGAGAAGGAUUUCCGUUACGUGGCGAUCACGGUGGCUGGACUGAGCUCGGCUCUGCUGUAUUUCUACUUCAGAGACACCGGCAGAGAGAUCAGCUGGAAGGACUUUGUCCACCGCUACCUGGGCAGAGGCAAGGUGGAUCGACUGGAGGUCGUCAACAAGCAGUACGUCAGAGUCAUUCUGGUGCCGGGAGCCGACACUGAUGCGAGUUACGUCUGGUUCAACAUCGGCAGCGUCGACACAUUUGAGAGAAACCUCGAGACGGCAGUUCUGGAACUCGGAAUGGAGUCAACGCACCGACCUGCCGUCGUCUACAGCUCUGAGAGUGAUGGCUCUUUCCUGUUGAGCAUGAUCCCGACCGUGCUGCUGAUUGGCUUCCUGCUCUUCACGCUGCGGCGGGGACCAAUGGGAGGAGGCGCUGGAGGUGGUAGGAAUCCAUUUAGCAUGAGCGAGUCAACAGCCAAGAUGAUGAAGGACAACAUCGAAGUGAAGUUCAAGGAUGUGGCUGGUUGUGAGGAGGCCAAGCUGGAGAUAAUGGAGUUUGUGAACUUCCUGAAGAACCCGCAGCAGUACCAGGACCUCGGAGCUAAGAUCCCCAAGGGAGCCGUGCUGUCCGGACCUCCUGGUACGGGAAAGACUCUGCUGGCCAAAGCUACAGCUGGAGAGGCCAACGUCCCCUUCAUCACCGUCAACGGCUCAGAGUUCCUCGAGAUGUUUGUGGGCGUCGGUCCGGCCCGAGUGCGGGACAUGUUUGCCAUGGCGAGGAAGAAUGCCCCCUGCAUCCUCUUCAUUGAUGAGAUCGACGCAGUGGGGAGGAAGAGAGGAGGGGGGAACUUUGGGGGUCAGAGUGAGCAGGAGAACACCCUGAACCAGCUGCUGGUGGAGAUGGAUGGUUUUAACACCGCCACGAAUGUGGUGGUCCUCGCUGGAACUAACAGACCGGACAUCCUGGAUCCUGCUCUGCUGAGGCCAGGACGCUUCGACAGACAGAUCUAUAUAGGUCCGCCGGACAUCAAAGGCAGGGCUUCCAUCUUUAAAGUCCACCUGCGACCAAUCAAACUGGAUCCCAAUCUGGACAAAGACGGUCUUUCAAGGAAGAUGGCAGCUUCCACACCGGGAUUCACUGGAGCUGACAUCGCUAGUGUCUGCAACGAAGCAGCUCUGAUCGCAGCCAGGCACCUGAACCCGUCCGUCAACAGCAAACACUUUGAACAAGCCAUCGACCGGGUCAUUGGAGGUCUGGAGAAGAAGACUCAAGUCCUGCAGCCCACAGAAAAGAAGACCGUCGCCUAUCACGAGGCCGGUCACGCCAUCGUCGGGUGGUUCCUGCAGCACGCUGACCCUCUGCUCAAGGUGUCGAUCAUCCCGCGGGGGAAGGGUCUGGGUUACGCUCAGUACCUGCCUAGGGAACAGUACCUGUACACCAAAGAGCAGCUGUUCGACAGGAUGUGCAUGAUGCUGGGAGGGCGUGUGGCUGAGCAGGUUUUCUUCGGACGGAUCACCACCGGCGCUCAGGAUGACCUGAAGAAGGUCACGCAGUCUGCCUACGCUCAGGUGGUGCAGUUUGGGAUGAGCGAGAAGGUGGGACAGGUGUCGUUUGACCUCCCCCGACAGGGUGAGGUAGUCAUGGAGAAGCCGUACAGUGAGGCGACAGCAGAGAUCAUUGACGAGGAGGUCAGAGAGCUGAUAAAUCGAGCGUACGAGCGCACCCUGCAGCUCAUCCAGGACAAGAAGGACCUGGUGGAGCUGGUGGGGAAGCGCCUGCUAGAAAGGGAGGUGUUGAACAAGGCUGACAUGCUGGAGCUGCUGGGCCCUCGGCCGUUUGAGGAGAAGUCAACGUAUGAGGAGUUUGUGGAGGGGACCGGGAGCUUCGAGGAGGACACGAGCCUGCCGCAGGGCCUCCGAGACUGGAACCAGGAGAGAGGAGGGGAGGCGGAAGACAAAAAUUCAACUCAGGACAAACGGCAGGCCAUGUAGAGUCCAAAAAACACCCAACACGUACCAGCUGCAAAAAAAAAAAAGGUCUGACAGAGUCUGGGAGGUCUGGGGGGGGUACUGGGUUUAGGAGGAGCACGUGGCCAUUCACCCCGGUUUGUUCUACCUUCAAGAAACUUUCUAGUUUAACACGUUUAAGAUAAGGUGAAAUUAACAUGUUCAUGAACUUAAACAUAAAAAUACAAGAUUUCACCAGGUGAUUUCAAUAAAAUUGUGCUUUUUAUUCAGUCAACUUUAACUUUACUUGUCCGUCCUGCAGAGGAUCAAUACCGCACAAUCAGCUGCACUGCUCGUUAGUGCUCUGUCUUUAAAAUGUAAAUAGUUGGUGGCCUGUAUAACUAAUAUGAAGAAAAAUGAAGGUUGGUGGUUAUAAUUUCCUACUACUUGUUAAAAAUUGUAUUUUAAUAUAUAACUGCAUUGAUAUUCUGCUCUGGCAUCACGUCCACGCGGAUUUGAUUUUAAUUAGAUGCUAAAAUAAAGUAAGGAAGUGGGCAAACGGGCAAUGUUGGGAGCACCUCAGAUACCUCCUCCUCAGAUCCACCAGUUUCUGGUCAGCCUCUGCUUGUAGAAUUUGUCCAGAGGUUUCUUCUUUCCAACAUCUGGACAGGAAGUUGCUCCAGAAUGCCUUUAAGACUCAAACAGGAGGCUAGAAUGUACACGAUGCACAUUUAAACGGUGCAUACAGACUGACUCUUCCUUUAUUUAUUCUUCUAAAGGGGAGACCCCUUCCUGACCGAUGCCUUGCUGAUAAUGAGGAUUAUUUUCUGUGUCCAGACUAAAAACACUGGAUCGUUUUUAAACUUUUCUUUUUGUGGACAGCAGUUACUCUUCAUACUGACGCGAAGAGUCGUCGGACCGAAACACCUCAGCAGCACCCGUCACUUCGGAUUUCUUUUUGUACAAACGUUUUGAUCAUAUUGAUUUUUGUGUGAUGUUAACAGAAAAUAAAAAAAUGAAACAUUU